CUCAGCGGAAUAUUAACUAAGCUCAUUUCUUUUUUUCUUUUUCUUUUUUUUUCGGGGUAUGAUAAUCGCUCCAAACGAUUUAAUUCUAACAUAAUCAUAGCUACAUGCAAUCAAUUCCAGUCUACUGCAAUAUGAUCUAUGUUUCAUUGAUAUAAGUAGUUAGUUAGAGUGUAGACGGUGCAGACACACUUCGAGGAAAUGUGUAUUCUGUGUGAAUAAAUAACACACGAACUGGAGGAAAAUUAUAAUUGAUUAAUCAUAAGUUCCUUUUGGUGAAUUCCGGCAGUAUAUUUAGAGAAUUCUUGAUAAUUUAACAAACAAAUAUCAUCACGAUAACGUUAUGCUAACACCGAUUCGAUAUUGGGGAAAAUAUCUAGCUCCAGUGCUACUUUUGGUCAUCUUCCUGUAUUUAUCAAUAGUUCCACAGACUACAAAUGUUAUCAAAGCAGAAAAUAAAACGGUCACAUUAAAUAAACCAGUUUACAAACCUCCUGAGAAGGUACCAGUUGAACCAGUUAAUAUAAAUGAUUGGAAUGUAAAACUUCCAGCAUAUAACAUGUCAAUAAAUGUUACUGAAACUGACUGGUGGAGAUCAGCUGCUUUCUUCAAAUGGGACCUUCAACACAGAUCCAUAGAUUAUCGUUGUAAACGAUUCAAGUCAGUUGGAAAUUGGUGGAUUUGCUUGGAUUCAGGAUACAAAAUUAAGAAACCUUGUCUUGUAUAUUCUUUUGGUAUAGGUUUUGAUUUUCGUUUCGAUGAUGCAAUGGCUAGUCUCGGCUGUGAGGUGCAUUCUUUUGAUCCGAGUAUGAAAAUGAAGGAACAUGUACGUAAUACGUCUGUGGUUUUCCAUCCAAUUGGUCUCAGUCAUAGUAAUUCAAAACAGUUUUCUCCUCGACGGGAUAAUUAUGUCAGACGAAAUACAACAUGGCCAGUAAUGAAUUUAAAAACUAUAAUGGAUUUACUAGGACAUAAAGGGAGAACAAUUGAUGUUUUAAAAAUUGACGUCGAAGGAUAUGAAUGGAAUAUCAUCAAAUACUUGCUGCAGGAAAACCUCUUCCAGAACAUUAAACAAUUUAUGUUGGAAUACCAUUUGUUUCCCACAUGGCCUUCUAAAGAAGAUUAUCCAAAGCUGUUAAAAAUUUACAAAUCAUUACAUGAUAUUGGAUUACUUAAAUUUGUGACAGCCAUGCACCCACUUAAUCUUAAACCGAAAUCAUUUAAUAUACAAGCUGAUGUUGCCUAUGUAAAUAUUCUUUUUAAAUCAAACUCGGGGAAACCUAUAGAAAAUCUAUAAUAAAAGUGUGUCUUCCAUUUGAUGUAUAGGCAAUAAUUUACAUGGACAUAAAGCCUGUAUGUAUGUUGUUAAAUUAAUUUGAACGUACUAAUCGUUUACAAUUAUACUUAUUGUGUAAUGUAAAAUACUGGUUUUAAAUUAUUUGUGAACUUCUGGAAAGGGGCAAUUCUGUCAUACGUCAUUGCAAAAAACAUUAACGAUCGCACAUACAGUUUUCAUUUGCAUUGUUUAUUUUAGUAGCAUGUUUUUUUUUAAAUAUGUUAACACAUUAAAGUCACAUGAAUGCUGGUAUUAUAUUACACGUGAGCUUGAAUUCAAACAAACCAAUAAAUCAAAGAAAGAAAGAUAGGUGUGAAUAUUUUUGAGAGAAAAAUACUUCUUAUAAUAUGAAGCAUAAUUUUAUUCUCAAUAUAUCACUUAUUCGACCACGGCUGUCCUUCAGUAUAUCCAGAAAACUUCCCAGACCACGGCUGUCAUUCAGUGUAUCGGGAAGACUUCCAAGACCACGGCUGUCAUUCAGUAUAUCGAGAAGACCUCCCAUACCACGGCUGUCAUUCAGGAUAUCGAGAAGACCUCCCAAACCACGGCUGUCAUUUAGUAUAUCGAGAAGACCUUCCAGACCACGACUGUCUUUCAGUAUAUCGGGAAGAUCUCCCAGACCACGGCUGUCAUUCAGUAUAUCAAGAAGACGUCCCAGACAACGGCUGUCAUUCAGUAUAUCGGGAAGACCCCCAAGACCACGGCUGUGAUUCAGUAUAUCGAGAAGACUUCCCAGACCACGGCUGCCAUUAAGUAUAUCGAGAAAACUUCCCAGACCACGGCUGUCAUUCAGUACACCGAGAAGACCUCCCAGACCACGGCUGUCAUUCGGUAUAUCGAGAAGACUUCCAAGACCAAGGCUGUCAUUCGGUGUAUCGAGAUGACUUCUCAGACCACGGUUCUCAUUCGGUAUAUCGAGAAGACUUCCCAGACCGCGGCUGUCAUUCAGGAUAUCGAGAAGACCUCCCAAACCACGGCUGUCAUUUAGUAUAUCGAAAAGACCUCCCAGACCACGACUGUCUUUCAGUAUAUCGGGAAGAUCUCCAAGACCACGGCUGUCAUUCAGUAUAUCGAGAAGACGUCCCAGACAACGGCUGUCAUUCAGUAUAUCGGGAAGACCCCCAAGACCACGGCUGUGAUUCAGUAUAUCGAGAAGACUUCCAAGACCACGGCUGCCAUUAAGUAUAUCGAGAAAACUUCCCAGACCACGGCUGUCAUUCAGUACACCGAGAAGACCUCCCAGACCACGGCUGUCAUUCGGUAUAUCGAGAAGACUUCCAAGACCAAGGCUGUCAUUCGGUGUAUCGAGAUGACUUCAUAGACCACGGCUCUCAUUCGGUAUAUCGAGAAGACUUCCCAGACCACGGCUGUCAUUCAGUAUAUCGGGAAAACUUCCCAGACCACGGCUGUCACUCAGUAUAUCGAGAAGCAUAAUCGUGAAAGAAUAAGUAACGGUGGUCAAGUAUUGUGAUCGAAUCGGGUCAAAAAAUGGUAUCGGACUGAGGAGAACAUUUCAUGGGGAUGACACCUGCAAUGUCGGUAUUUAAUCUAAUUUAUUAAAUUAUAAGGACAAAUAUUGGGGAAGGAAAUAUCUGUCAAAUUAAUACAACAAUAUGAUCAGUAUCUGAAAUAUCAAUCAACUAAUCUGGUGUGUUUUCGAAGGAAAAGUCCAGCAUUUUGAUGCUAUCAUCCUUGGUGUGAUUGUUUUUGAUACGUGUUGUUUCUUCACAAAGUUUGAUCUUUUUCAUGACCUAAAAAUGUAUUUUGAAUUUGCGCUUCCCAUUUUUAUAGAAAAGCUCUGUUUAACAAGAUGGAUGCCUUUUAAUUGAGAAUGGAAUAUAGUAGAGUAAAGCGUAGAAAAAUAAUACGUUUUGAAAUUACAGCAAAAUCGUAAAGAUUGUGUUCGAAGAUUUCGGAGAAGAUUCUUAGAAAUUUGAAGAAUCCACAUCUGAUUGACACCGUAAGUUGGACACACAUCAUCACCAUAUUUCUGAGGGACAAUUUUACUGUAGGAAGAAUGGGGUUAAGAACGUUAGAAACGUGUUUAGUCGAACAUCUUGACGAACCGGCUAUAUAUUGUUUUAUAAGGUUUUUGUUUUUUAGAUUAGAUACCUAGUUAAAAAAAACGAUGCAAUUAUCUAUAUUUGCCGUAUAAUUUAGUUUGCAUUUUUUAUCAUAAAAUAAUAUAACUAUCACUAUCAUGGCUAGAUAUUAUCGUUUUUUAGAUAGAACUAUUUUUGUUGAAUUUAUUUGGACGCGCAAAUCGUUUACAGUAAUGUAGAAUACUGGUUUUAAACGAUUUGUACACAUACCAUUAUUAAUGGAAAGGGGCGAUUCUGUCAUACGUCAUUGUACAAACAUUUCAUAAAAAUAAAGGAUUACACACACUU
Mytilus californianus (California mussel) is the source of this 3723-nucleotide messenger RNA. RefSeq lists its product as uncharacterized. NCBI's taxonomy places the organism in Eukaryota, Metazoa, Mollusca, Bivalvia, Mytilida, Mytilidae. Bases 341 to 1294 code for a protein of 317 amino acids. The transcript is spliced from 8 exons. The record is from RefSeq and is a predicted model, not a curated record.